AUGAAUAUCGGCGAUAAAUUCAUCUAUAAAUUAUUGGAUCCACAAUUACAAAGUGGAGACGUAUUCAGAGGUGAAAGAGUAUUUUCACCUAAUCCAAGAACUAUUUAUGGCGGUGAACUUAUGGCACAAGCAUUGAUGGCUGCCAGUAAAACUGUACCAGACGGCUAUAGACCUAAUAGCCUACACUGUUACUUUCAUGAUCGAUCGAGCGUUUCAGAACCAAAUGAUUAUUAUGUUACCAAACUCCGUGAUGGACGUUCAUUUUGCCAUAGAUUAGUUGAAGCUUUCCCGAUAAAUAAAGACAAUGUCGUAACUCCUUACUUUCGCAUGGAUUGUUCGUUUAAAACUCCUGAAAAAGACCCGGCAUCUUUUUUGUCUUCUAUGCCAAAAGUUCCAUCGGUUGAAGAAAUUCAAGAUUUUAAUACGUAUUUAAAGUCACUUGAUAUCGAGAGUUUACCAGCUGUAGCACGAGGUCGCAUACAACAGUUUCUGAAUUUUGAUGCUAAUUCGCCUAUUGAAACUAGAUUUUGUGAGCCAGAAUAUGGCCUUGGCCUUAAGUCUAAUGUUGGCGGUCGACUGCAUUCUUGGAUGCGUUUAAAAGAAGCCCCAUCUAUCCCCCUGCACUCUUAUCGUGAUGCUAUGCUAGCGUAUUUAUCUGAUGCUCUUUUGUUAUGGGUUGCCCUUACUGAACCACAUCAUGUUCAUUAUUUGGUAACUUUAAAUCAAAGCAUAUGGUUUCACAAUCCAGAUAUAUGCCCUGAACCAAAUGAGUGGAUUCUUUUCGAAACACGAGCUAAUUACGUAGGUGGCGCCUUAACGCUUUCAUAUGGGGAAAUUUGGAACAAAGAAGGUCACCUUUUGGCAAGCAUGGCUCAGCAAGGCCUGAUGCGCACUCAACAACUAAAGCCAGUUUCAUCCUAUACAUCAAUGGGUGAACUUGCGAAACAACCGCCGAAAUAA
Trichobilharzia szidati is the source of this 960-nucleotide messenger RNA. The record is from the annotation of a GenBank genome assembly. NCBI's taxonomy places the organism in Eukaryota, Metazoa, Platyhelminthes, Trematoda, Strigeidida, Schistosomatidae.